Molecule: messenger RNA, 2904 nt
Organism: Rotaria sp. Silwood1
Lineage: Eukaryota; Metazoa; Rotifera; Eurotatoria; Philodinida; Philodinidae
Source: the annotation of a GenBank genome assembly
AUGUCAUAUAAUACAAAAUCAUCAAUAGAAUCAAAAAAUAUUGCUGAAAAUGGUCCUUGUUCAUCGGUUGGUGAACAUCCAAAUGCAAUAACAAAUCGUUUUUAUACAUAUGAAUGUGUACAAGAAAUUGUUGGUUUUAUUCAAAAAUUAGUUCCAACUAAACCAGAAUUAGCUAUUAUAUGUGGUUCAGGUCUUGGUGGUUUAGCUGAAUUAAUUGUUGAUAAAAUUAUAAUACCUUAUGCUGAUAUUCCACAUUUUCCGAAAUCAACUGUUAUGGGUCAUCGAAGUAAUCUUAUAUUUGGUAAAUUGAAUGGUCUUUAUGUUGUUUGUAUGCAAGGUCGUCUUCAUCCAUAUGAAGGUUAUACUACAGCUACGUGUGCUUUUCCAGUACGAGUGAUGCGUAUGCUUGGUGCACAUUCACUUAUUGUUACUUGUGCUGCUGGUGGUGUUAAUCAUGAUUAUUGUGUGGGUGAUAUUAUGUUAAUUAAAGAUCAUUUAAAUUUUUCUAAUCUAGCUGGAAAUAAUCCACUAAUUGGAACACGUUUUCCACCUGUUGGUCAUGCAUAUGAUCGAAAAUAUAUAAUAGAAAUGAAAAAAAUAGCUCAUAAAUAUAAUCUUCAAUUACGUGAAGGAGUCUAUUGUGGAUUAGGUGGUCCAUGUUAUGAAACUAUUGCUGAAAUAAAUAUGCUUAGAUUACUUGGUGGUGAUGCUGUUGGUAUGUCAACUGUUCAUGAAGUAACAUUCGCAGCUCAUUGUGGCUUUCGUACACUUGGUAUUGCAUUAAUAACUAAUAAAGGUUUAUCAGAUUAUAAUACAAUAUAUGAAGCUGUUCAUGAAGAUGUGAUUCGUAUAAUUAAAUCAGUAUUUCAUAAACGAUUUUCUAAUCUUUCAUCAGCAAUUACAAAUCGUUUAUGGCUUAAUGCUGAUACAAAUUAUGAAUGUGAUGUUUUAUUAACAUUUCCAGCACGUAUUGAUGAUCAUGUGAUAAUUUGGUUUCUUGAAAAAUUUAUUCAACUUCAACCAGAUAUUCGCAUAUCAAUCAAAUAUCAUUUUACUACUGGUGUUUAUGGAUUUUAUUUAACUUUUACUUAUGAAAGAAUUUUGAAAGGUGCCGAUGCUCUUCAAUUAGAAAAACCAAUUAAACAAGAAUUUGGUGGAGGAUAUCGAAUAUUUUUGUUUGAUGAAUUAGAAUUUUACGAAGGUGUAGAAGAUGAAGAAAAAUUUUUUAGUACACAAGAACGACAAUCAAUUGUUUUUCAUCUUCUUUAUUCAAUAAGAAUUACUAAACUGGAAAUUAUAAAUGGUAUUAAAUUUAAAAUUGAUCAAUCAUUAAUUCAACGUGGUUUAGAAAAAAAUUUAAUUCGACAAGUUAUUCCAUUGCAUAAUAAAGAAAAAUUAAAUCAUUUGAGAGAAACAUGGGUAUGGCCAAAGAAUAUUUUUAAUCCACAACCAAUUGAAGAUAUUCGACAAUAUUUCGGUGUUAAAAUUGCUCUUUAUUUUUGUUGGUUAAGUUGUUAUACCAAAGCACUCUGUUUUCCAGCUCUUUAUGGCAUUUAUAUUUGGUAUUAUAGUAGACAAAGUCAGGAAAUUGAUGAUAAACUUUUUAUAAUAAAUUCACUUUUAAAUAUCAUAUGGGCAACAGGAUUUCUUAUAUAUUGGCGAAGACGACAAGCUGAAUUAGCAUAUAAAUGGAAUACACUUGAUAUGGAAGAAUUAGAAGAAACACGACCAACAUAUAAAGGCAUAUUACAUCGAUCUCCUGUUACAAAUAAAUAUGAACCUUAUUAUCCACCAUGGAAACGUUUAGUAUUUCGUUUAUUUGUAACUAUACCAAUGCUUAUUAUUAAUCUUGUAUUGGUUUCAUUUUUUAUUGUUAUUAUAAUUCGUUUACAAAGUUGGAUUGAUCAACAAUUAAAAAUUGGUCGUUUACCUUCAUUAAUGUCAUUAACAGAAUUAUUACCAAAAAUUUUAUUAGCAUUAGUUACAACUAUUUUUGAUGAUGUUUAUAAAAGUGUUUGUCGUUGGUUAACAGAUCGAGAAAAUUAUCGAGAACAACGAGUACAUGAUAAUCAAAUGAUUGCAAAAAUGUUUGCUUGUGCAUGUGUCAAUUCAUAUUUAAGUGUAUUUUACAUUGCUUUUUUUACACAUAAAUAUAUUCGAUUAGCUGACCAAUUAAUUACUAUUUUUGUUAUUAAACAGUUUUGGGGUCAUGUAAAAGUAUGUAAAAAAAAAUUUGAUAUUAGAUGUAUAGAAAAAAAAAGGAUGUUCUCAUAUCUUCUCUUUCAAUUGUUGACGUUAUUUACGUUUUCGAUCUAUUGAUUGUUUUAAUUUAAAAAUCUUUAACUCUCAUACUAAUAUUAGAAAUAAACUAUCCUUCUCCUUAAUCAAAGUAUCUAUGAUUUUAUAACAAUUAUUAUAGACUAUACGAUCUGAAAUUUUUCUAAUAAAAGGUAUGUAAGUUAUUCAUUAAAGUUUCAGCUAGCCAUCUUACAUUAUACUAAUUUAACUGAUAAUAAUUAAAAAUAGUUAGAUAGUAACAAAGUUUGAAAGAAAAAAAUAUAUUUGUAAAGAUGUGAGCCGAUCGACGGAGCUAUCAAUCACAAAACUUUAAAGAUAUACCAUCUGUUGCCGCCAACGUUCGAGCGAUUUAGCUGCUUUGCCGCCACUAUCCAAAAUAGUUGCUAAAGCUUCCAGCCACCGUCACGGUCGUGACACAAAAAUUUCUGAUGUGCCUAAAUCUGCUUUUGAAAGUGUUACUUAGUGGCGUAACCAGGAUUUUCCAGUAUCCUGGAUCUCCAUCAGAGAGCAUGGAUCCCGAAUGAAAACUUAUGUACAUUGAUAUUGGACUCAAAUGAUUAAUUUCUAUCGGAAAAAAAUUUGAAUCAGAGUUUGCAAAAAAAAUUA